Messenger RNA from Penicillium maclennaniae, 1470 nucleotides. RefSeq names its product OTU domain-containing protein. The coding region runs from base 1 to 1470 and encodes 489 amino acids. Gene Ontology annotation, molecular function: cysteine-type deubiquitinase activity. The transcript has 3 exons. Gene Ontology annotation, biological process: protein deubiquitination. The record is from RefSeq and is a predicted model, not a curated record. Lineage: Eukaryota; Fungi; Ascomycota; Eurotiomycetes; Eurotiales; Aspergillaceae.
AUGUCUUCUCUCUCACACGGUGGCAGAAUUGUGCCCAUACUCAUGGGCCACCAACAACUACCCGGCUCCACCACCACCCCGGAGACGGCUACUCUCGAGACUCAUCCUUCACCAUCCUCCUGUUACACUUCUGCGCUGCUGGAUCAGCAAGAUGAAUCCACAACUAUGCGCCACAAGAAGGCCAUUGACCUGGCAAGUCUCGAAAUGCCAUGUUUAAGGGAACGCGAUCUAUUUGCUCUGCCAACGGAAGGAGAUGGAAAUUGCCUUUAUUACUCUCUCUCGGAUCAACUAUGGGGAAACUUUGAUCACGACAGCGACAUCCGGCAACUUCUAGCCGACCACAUAGAGAUGAACAAGGAUUAUUUCAUGCAAUUUGUCGUUGCUGAGGGCGGUGAACGACGACGACCCAAACGAACUGCCCAAUCGGCCUAUGCUACGCGUUCCGCCGACGUGUCGGCUCCGUCUGAAGAGGACAAGGAGCGACGGUUCGAGGCGAUGGUAAAUUUUACCCGGAAGAAUGGCGAGUGGGGUAGCUCCGAGCACCUCCAGGCUUUCUGUCAAGUGUUUAAGGUGGACAUCAAUGUGUAUACCAUGGAUGGUGUUCAAGCCUUCCGUGAUGUCAACGCUUCGCAUGAAGAGCAUCGAGAUGUAAUUCACGUCGCCUUUCACGACUUCAAACAUUACUCAUCAGUGCGGCCUAUUGAUGGCACCCACAGAGGCCUCUUCAAUGUUCGAAAGAGCACUGAUAGUAUCCCGUUCAGAGAACUAGGUGAAGACUCGAAGGAGUCGGCCUCCAACCAUAAAGAGACCAAUGAUAUCAAAACCCCCGACUUCACUGUGGAGACAGCCCACUCCUCUACAUCAUCUUCUUCAUCCGACAUUCCUCCUCCUACCAUGACUACCACCACAGCCACGACCCCUGAAACGGCCUCACAUGAUGCCGGUUUGGCUGUCGACGUUUUUCCGCCUUGGGACAUACAGUCCAUCCAAGAAGGCCUUGGGGGUCGAUAUGACCGUGACACGAUCGUGGACAUGCUUCAGAAAUGUCGUGGUGAUAUCGACCGGGCAUUCGCAGCCCUUCUCGAUGCAGUACCAGAGAAGAAGCCUGCCCCCGGUCCCUCUUUCAACUCCAGCAUCCAGGUAUCCCGAGAAUCGUCACCUUUCAGUACUGGUAGCAAGCGUUCUGCCGAGGACAGCGAGGACUCCGAUGACCCGCGACCAUCUGUCCGGCGCGUGCGACCGAAGAGACGUCUUGUCUCCAACCUCACCCUUGGUGUCGACAUCUCGUUUCGUGACGACCACAACGAGCUCGUUUCCCUCAAUCUCCAUAUGAAGUCUGAGGCAGAUGCUGAGAAAGCCAAGGCCGAGUCCGGUACCGAUGAUACUCAGGAAUCAUCCGACCAAUGUGCUUCAGAUGUUAAAAGAGGACCACGUCGCAGCGGCAGACUUUCCAAACCUCGACCGAUAUAA